AUGACCCGACAGUUAUUUAAGGAUUGGUUUUUCAAUGAGUUUGUCCCCAAAGUCACGGCAUUUUUGGAAGAUGCUAACCUGCCGGUAACGGCCCGCUUAGUUUUGGACAACUGUUCCGCACAUUGCAGCACCGACCAGCUUAGAAGUGCUGAUGGAGCAUUCUCUACGACGUUUCUACCACCAAACACAACAGCCUUGUUGCGACCAAUGGACCAAAACGUUAUCCAGAUGGUCAAGUCCAACUACAAGCAAAAGCUUAUGCGUGAGCUUCUUGGACGCCAAGGAGAAUUCGAUGACAUGGUGAAGCGAAUUAACAUCAAGGAUGCUAUGUUUUGGGAAGCCGAGGCCUGGGACGAGGUACCGGCUGAAUCCAUUGCUAAGACUUGGAAGUUGCUUUACCCAGAAACAGAAUUCGAUGAUGACGAUGACAUUCCGUUGUCGGUUGUACGAGAACGCUUACUUUCGAUUAAGCAGAAAUUGAUUGACCAGGACAAUGCCGUGCAGGAAGAGGACAUGGAGUUUGACGUCCUGAACGACGAUGAUAUUGUUAACGUCGUUUUGAACCCAAACACAUCGUUUUACGAUGGCAACAAUACGGUUUCAACUGUCGAAGGGGCAAAUGCGUUAUCAGUUUUGGAAUCGCAUCAGAAUGAUAUGGAUGACGAUGCUGGAAGCUCUGUUUCACAAGAAACAGCUUUAUCUGGAAUCGAUCAAGUAAUUGCUUGGGCAGAGGAGAAUGGACUACCAUUGGAAUCACAGUUCCUGCUGCGAGAAGGAGGUUACAAUCAUCAAAAGGAACUUCCCGGUGACCGGAAAGUGUAA
Uranotaenia lowii is the source of this 822-nucleotide messenger RNA. RefSeq names its product tigger transposable element-derived protein 7-like. The record is from RefSeq and is a predicted model, not a curated record. The coding region runs from base 1 to 822 and encodes 273 amino acids. The transcript has 2 exons. Lineage: Eukaryota; Metazoa; Arthropoda; Insecta; Diptera; Culicidae. Gene Ontology annotation, molecular function: nucleic acid binding.